AUGGAGAAGACACUGUUAUUGGCGUACUCUCAACAAGUGUUAUUACUUCGCAAAGAGAGUAGUGCCAUAGGAAGUGAUGAUAUCAUAGCAGGGAACGUGAGCAAGUAUGCUGUUCUCCCAGCUGGUUAUUGUGGACAGCUCAAAAAAGGACAUCUUAUAUUUGAUGCCUGUUUUGAAAGUGGUAACCUUGGACGGGUGGACCACAUCACGGAGUUUGAGUAUGACCUCUUCAUUAGACCAGAUACCUGUAACCCACGCUUUCGAGUUUGGUUCAACUUCACUGUUGAAAACGUAAAAGAAUCACAGAGAGUAAUUUUCAAUGUCGUCAACUUCAGUAAAACAAAAAGCCUCUAUAGAGAUGGGAUGGCUCCAAUGGUGAAAUCCACAAGCAGACCGAAAUGGCAAAGAAUACCCUCUAAAAAUGUGUAUUACUACCGCUGCCCAGACCACAGGAAGAAUUAUGUCAUGUCAUUUGCUUUUUGCUUUGACCGGGAGGAUGACACUUACCAAUUUGCUUACUGCUACCCCUACACCUAUACUCGCCUUCAGCACUAUCUUGACAACCUGCAAAGGAGGAACAUGGACUAUUUUUGCAGAGAGUUGCUGGGACUCAGUGUGCAGAAACGGCAGCUUGACCUCCUGACAAUAACCAGCCCUGCGAACCUCAGUCCAGGGGCUGAACAGAAAGUGGUGUUCAUCACGGCACGAGUCCACCCUGGGGAAACACCAUCUUCCUUCGUGUGCCAAGGUAUAAUUGAUUUCCUUGUGAGCCAGCAUCCUAUUGCGAAAGUACUGAGAGAUCAUCUGGUCUUCAAGAUUGCACCCAUGCUCAAUCCUGAUGGAGUAUACCUAGGAAAUUACAGGUGCUCCCUGAUGGGGUUUGAUCUAAACCGGCACUGGGCAAAUCCAUCUCCCUGGGCUCAUCCCACACUGCACGGAGUGAAACAGCUCAUCAUUGAGAUGUACAACAAUCCGAAGAUUAACCUGGAGUUCUAUAUUGACAUCCAUGCCCACUCCACCAUGAUGAAUGGCUUCAUGUAUGGGAACAUCUUUGAAGACGAGGAAAGAUUUCAGCGGCAGGCUGUUUUUCCCAAGCUACUCUGUCAGAAUGCUGAAGACUUCUCUUAUUCCAGUACAUCGUUCAACAGAGACGCUGUGAAAGCAGGGACAGGACGGCGCUUUCUUGGUGGGCUGUUAAAUGAUACAUCCUACUGCUACACUCUGGAAGUCUCAUUCUACAGCUACGUAUUGGAUGGACCUACUACUGCUGUCCCCUACACAGAAGAAGCAUAUAUGAAGCUUGGAAGAAACGUGGCCAGGACAUUCUUGGAUUACUACAGGCUGAACUCCUUGGUGGAGAGACCACUAACACCUACUCCUAAAAAUCGGAAGGAAAAACUGCCGCAUUUUAAAUGCACAACCCAGCAGGGCCAAGGGAACAGCCGUGCCAGUGGCAAGCCAGAGAAGAGGAGCCAGGUGCAUCUGAAGGACCAGUCUCUCUCCACACGAUGA
Charadrius vociferus (killdeer) is the source of this 1512-nucleotide messenger RNA. RefSeq names its product ATP/GTP binding protein-like 4 (gene AGBL4). NCBI's taxonomy places the organism in Eukaryota, Metazoa, Chordata, Aves, Charadriiformes, Charadriidae. Gene Ontology annotation, biological process: proteolysis. Bases 1 to 1512 code for a protein of 503 amino acids. The record is from RefSeq and is a predicted model, not a curated record. Gene Ontology annotation, molecular function: zinc ion binding; metallocarboxypeptidase activity. The transcript has 14 exons.